AUGAAGAUUAGUAGUAAGGCGUCUUUGCUGGUUUCUAUUUUAUCACUAGGUGGUUCAAUUGAUAAUGGCAUUGCUGAUGCUUUUCCAAUCAAUAAAACAGGCAAAAGAUAUGUUAAACUAGAUUUUGAUAAGUUCAUUGGUGACUCAUAUGAGGAUAGUAGUGCCAAUAACAAACCAUAUGGUCUUUUACGUAAAAGAGACGAUAGUAGUGAAGUUUUGUUUGAAAUUAAGAAUCAACAAAGUUUUUAUUCAGUCGAAUUAUCCAUUGGUACCCCUUCCCAAAAUGUUACUGUUUUGUUAGAUACUGGGUCUAGUGACUUGUGGGUUGUUGGUAGCAACAAUCCAUACUGUCAAGAGGGCAGUAGUAACAACAGUAGUAAAGAAGUUAGCAUUGAUGAACUCGUUUCCGCUAUUAGUAGCAUGGAUAAUGAGAAAUUUAGGAAAUUAGAUAAUGAUGAUUUCAGAUUUAUUGUUAACGACAAUAGAAAUGAUAUUAUUGAUUUAAUUGAAGAUGAUUACAAAAUGAAACAAAAAAGGAGUGAGUUGAUUGAAACAAUUUCAUUUAACUUAGACGAUUUACACAAGAGACAGACUUUAAUUGAUUUAAUUGAGGAUGAUAUUAAUUAUUUGGAUUCCACCAAGAGGGAAGACUUAUUAAGUUUUAUUGAUGAGAAAAUAAAAGACUCUCCCUCCUUAUAUUCUGAAAGAGAUAUAAUUGAUGUUAUUGAACAAGGUCUAGAUAAAAUUGAUUUAAAAUUAGAAAAAAGGGAGAAUUUAUUGAACUUUGUAUCUCAAGAAAUUAAAAACAGAGCUGAUUUGGUUCACUAUAUUGACGAAUUAGAUAACACCAACAAGGAUAAUAAACUAUUAUUAGAAAAAAGAAAAAAUGUCGUUAAUUUGGUUGAUUUAGGUUUAACUCGUUUACAGUUGCAAAACAAAGAAGAUUUAAUUAAUUUAAUUGAUGAAAGUUUAAAUAAAAGAAGUUUUUUUAAUUUGUUUAAGGCACUUGGUGAUGCUAUUGAUGAAGGAUUUGACAAAGCCAAGGACAAGAUUACCAAGGGUGACAAAGCUGCUGAAGAAGCUUUAGAUGAUAUUUUUAAGAGAAGUUUCUUUAGUGAUCUUGGAGAUGAUAUUAAAGGUGGUAUUGAUGAAGGAUUUGACAAGGCCAAGGACAAGAUCACCAAGGGUGACAAGACUGCUGAAAAGGCUUUAGAUGAUAUUUUCAAGAGAGAGGAUAUUAUUGAUCUUAUUGAAAAUGGACUAGGUAUACAUACGGACAAAAGGUCUGUCACAAAUAGCGUCGAGGGCGUGGAAAAAGAUGCAGUAUCUGAUUUUUGGAGUGAAUUUUCCACUUUCUUAGCAAGCCAGACUUUAGGCCAAGCCUCAACGACUGUAGGUAGUGUCAGUAGCACCUCUAGUUCUAGUGACUAUACAUAUUGUAAAUUAUAUGGUACUUUUAAUCCUAAUAAUUCCGAUACUUUUAAAUCUAACGAUACGGAUUUUUACAUUGUUUACGGUGAUGAUUCCUUUGCAUUAGGGAAUUGGGGUACAGAUGUUGUAGGUAUCAAUGGUGUUAGUCUAGAUGGUUUAACUUUUGCGGUUGCAAAUACUACUAAUUCCACUGUUGGUGUUUUGGGUAUUGGUUUACAGGGGCUGGAAGUCACUUAUACUGGCUAUACUGCUCAAUCUGUUGGUAAAUCUUAUACAUACAAUAAUUUGCCGGCACUUUUGAAGUCCAGUGGUGAUAUUGAUGUCACAGCUUAUUCUUUGUUUUUGAAUAAUGAUACAGCUUCCACAGGAUCGAUUUUGUUUGGUGCAGUUGAUCAUUCUAAAUAUUCAGGACAAUUGUAUACUGUACCAAUCGUUAACAUUUAUUCGAGUAAGAAUAUUAAUUCAGCUAUCGAGUUUGAUAUUACUUUGCAAGGUAUUGGUUUCUCCAAUGGUAAAAAGAAUUCUACAUAUUCAACUACUAAAGUGCCAGCCUUGUUAGAUUCUGGUACCACCAUGGUGUACUUCCCUGAGGCUUUGGCCGAAAUUGUUGCUGAUGGUUUAGGUGCUACUUACAGUUCUGAAUUGGGAGUCUAUUUGUUGGAUUGCAACUCUGUUGAAGACAGCGAUAAUUUAGUAUUUGAUUUUGGUGGUUUCCUUAUCAACUCUCCGUUGAAUAAUUUUAUUUUUUCCACCAAUAGUGACACAUUAUGUGCAUUUGGUAUUAUUCCUUCUGAUGAUGACUAUAUCAUUUUAGGUGAUUCGUUCUUGCAAACUGCUUAUGUUGUUUAUGAUUUAGACAACUUGGAGAUUUCUUUGGCCGAGGCGGAUUAUAGUAAUAGCGAGGAGAAUAUUGAUGUUAUUAAAUCAUCUGUUCCCUCUGCUAUUAAAGCACCAAACUACUCUAAUAGUUGGUCUAGCUUUGCUAGUGGUUAUAACACCGGUGGUAAUAUUUUUACUGUUACUACCCAAGCAGCAUCAUCUAGUGCUGGAUCUUCUAGUGUGAACGCUACUUCAAGCGGUUCUUCUGUUAAUGCUAGUGGAAGUGUUACCGCUAGUGGAACUGUUUCUGCAUCUAGCUCAAUAACUACUGCUACUUCAUCCACCACUACCUCGAGUUCUAAGACUGGUAAUGGUAGUAAUAAAUCUGUAGCUGGCUGGGGUACUAUUUGGACAUUAAUAGCUUUAUUAUUGGCUGCUUUCAUUUAG
Messenger RNA from Saccharomycodes ludwigii, 2697 nucleotides. RefSeq lists its product as uncharacterized. The record is from RefSeq and is a predicted model, not a curated record. Gene Ontology annotation, molecular function: aspartic-type endopeptidase activity. The transcript has 3 exons. NCBI's taxonomy places the organism in Eukaryota, Fungi, Ascomycota, Saccharomycetes, Saccharomycodales, Saccharomycodaceae. Gene Ontology annotation, biological process: proteolysis. Bases 1 to 2697 code for a protein of 898 amino acids.